Messenger RNA from Electrophorus electricus (electric eel), 2058 nucleotides. RefSeq lists its product as uncharacterized. Lineage: Eukaryota; Metazoa; Chordata; Actinopteri; Gymnotiformes; Gymnotidae. Gene Ontology annotation, molecular function: glycosyltransferase activity. Gene Ontology annotation, cellular component: cytoplasm. The record is from RefSeq and is a predicted model, not a curated record.
CAUACACUGUAGGCUCAGUAACAAAAUGGAUGACCAAUAUUGCUGUUGCAAUUUUGGCAUAUACGGAAUAAGCAAUGAAGAGUUCAGUUCUGGAUCUUUAUGGCACCUGAACUUUGCACUGGACCAGGGGAAAACAAUAAAACAACGGUUGGAAUUGCAACUUCCAUGACUUGAGUUUUACAUGUCUUUUUCUAGAUUGUGGAUUAAGAUGGGGAAAAAAACAGUUCCAUAUUUUGUUUUGCUUUUAGUUUCUGUGUUUUUAGGGGUCAUCCUUAUUCAAAUAUUUACCGGACAUAAAUUUAUGGACAUAUUGCCAGCUAUGCACAGUAGUUCUGAAACAAACAAAUACAGUUUGUUUUCUAUAACUCCCAUUAGACACUCAAAACAUUUAAUGGUGUCUACAUUCAUCGAUCACAGAAUCAAUAAGGCCAUUCGAGUUAUCAGCAUAAUCAGAAGGGACAGUCUGCAGCCUCUUUACUGCAUCUACUGUAACAAUGACCAUAACUGCCAGACUGCUGAGGCUGAAGUCCAGAUACACGUUGACCAUUUUGGCUUUCCAUUUGGAGCCUCAGAUGUCCUGUGUCAUGGCGCACACACUCAGAGUGCAACACGUGUAGCCAUUUCAACCAGUGCAAACAUCUCAGAGAUUCAUAAUGAAGAUUUCUUGCCCAUCAAGAAUGAAAAGACCCAUGAAUCAUUUAUGUUCAAUUUCACUGUCUGUAUCUCCAGCCUUUUUGAUAGCUACAAUAAUGUUCUGCAAUUUGCCCAAACAGUGGAGAUAUACAAACUUCUAGGUGUUCAACAUAUAGUUAUCUACAAUACGAGCUGUGGACCUGACCUGGAGAAACUCUUACAGCAUUAUAAGAGGGAAGGAAUUUUAGAGAUUGUUUCAUGGCCUAUUGACCAUUUCCUUAACCCAUCUAAAGGAUGGGACUUUAUGUACCAUGGUGGAGAAAUCCAGUAUUAUGGCCAGUUGGUAACCCUCAAUGAGUGCAUCUAUAGAAACAUGUAUCAGUCCAAAUAUGUUCUUCUGAAUGACAUUGAUGAAAUCAUUAUGCCUUAUAAGCAUGCUAACCUUCAAUUACUGAUGGAGGAACUUCAACAGCAGCACAAAGACAUGGGUGUGUUUUUCAUUGAGAGUCACUUUUUCCCCAAGACACAAUUUGAAGAGAGUGGUCGAUUCAGUCGGCCAGAAUGGAGAAAUAUACCCGGUGUUAAUAUUAUGGAACAUAUUUAUAGAGAACCAGAUAGAAAAGACUUAGACAACCCCAGAAAAAUGAUUAUCAAUCCAAGGACUGUAGUGCAAACAUCAGUGCACUACGUACCCCAAAAAUAUGGAGAUGUCUUUUUUGUGGCUUUUGAUGUGUGUCGAAUUGUUCAUGUAAGAUCACCACAACAAGGGACUCUUACCAAAGAUCAACUGGUUGUUGAUAAAAGGGUGUGGGACUUUGCCUCAGAACUCAUACCAAACAAGACUCUACAGGCAUCUGGUUUGAUGGAAAUUACAGAUUGAUAUGAUGUUCAUUUUAGUGUUUCUUUUUUUUUUUUCCUGUGGCAUUGCCUAUGUCAUAAAUGUAUGUAAAUGUCUAGAAUAAAGAAAAAAAAAGUACAAUUGUGUUACCAAAAUUUAUAUAUGGCCUAUAUUGUAAAUGUUAUUUGAUUGUCCUUUUACACUUUAUUAUCAACUUUCUUAAUGCCACAAGUAGAUACUCCAACCUUAGAAGGCUGCUCCCCGAAUUUGAAUAUAUAUUACACAUUUUUUUUCAAAGGCUUUUGUGUAGUCAUUGCUGUCUCCUGCAUGUAUUAGCAAAAUUGUUACAUCAGCAAAAAUUCCUUUUGUAUCCAAAGCCAGACAAUCAUUUCAUGCAGUUUCUUCAAUACAUUAGAUUGUAACAGAGUGAAUUUCAGAGGUCUGUUGUUGUUCUUGUAUUCAGAAAAUAAUACAUUCAUAUAGCUCCCAUACAUUAUGAUUACAUUUAUAUCUUACCUUAUUUAACAUUUGGAUUUCAAUUUACAUUUUGGACCACUUUAUUUCAAUAAGGGGACAUUACAACCAUG